Molecule: messenger RNA, 3154 nt
Organism: Dicentrarchus labrax (European seabass)
Lineage: Eukaryota; Metazoa; Chordata; Actinopteri; Moronidae
Gene: nvl
Product: nuclear VCP like
Biological process (GO): ribosome biogenesis
Cellular component (GO): nucleus
Molecular function (GO): preribosome binding; ATP hydrolysis activity; ATP binding
Source: RefSeq, a predicted model, not a curated record
UUGGUAAAUUAACUUCCGGGGUCAGUAGUGUGUCUCGUUAUCACGCUGCCAGCCUGUAAACUCAGUUUGUAGUCAGUUCAACGGGACAUUGGCAGCUUUAAACCCAAAAGAAGAAGAAUUGGAGCCGUGUGGCUAUGUGGGGCUGUUUUUGUUGAGGAAAAAAUGCCAAACAUUAGCUGGUUCCAGCUUCUUAAAUUCUUGUCCUGAAAGUCCUGCCGCCGGCUCAGAGAAGCUCAGUGAUGAAGAACAGAAUCGGUGGCUCACUGGACAGUCGGCUCAAACAGAGAGUGGAGCAGUAUCUGGCGUCCAGCAGCUGUCAGUAUGUGGACCUUUCAGCCACAGCCCUGGAGCUUCAACGGCAGUACAGAAUGGAGUAUGGCCGAAGAAACAAGACGGCUUUCAGGAUUCAAGUAGAGAAAGUGUACGAGGUGAUAGCGAAGGAGACUGGGCUCAAUGAUCUGGAGAGCAAACACUUGGCUAAGAGAGCCAAGCACAGCCGCAAUGACACUGGUGACAGCAGCAGCAGCUCGGAGGAGUCCUCUGACAGUGAUGACCCCAUUCUGGAGAACACUCCCACCAACCACAUGAACAGCUCUCUCACAUCCCUCUACCGGAAGGGACAGCCUGACUCCAGCACCUGCUCCUCACCCAGGAGAGAUCAGCUCGUUGCCAGCAGUCCUGCCACCGUAGCUAACCCCCCUCCUAAUGCAGGGACGCUGGUUUCCACAGGAGGCUGGUUCAUUGAUAGAGGCAGAGGCCCUGAGAAGAGCAACAUCCUCAUUGACCUGUGUGAAGAGGAGCCAACUAACACAGCAACAAACACAGAUGUUUCCAUGCUGGAGCCUGAGAAAUCUCACAAAAAGUCAAAAAAAAGGACGAAGAUCUCUAAGGAAACUACUGAGUCUCGCACAGUGACCAAGAAAGCUAAGUCAAAGUCCCCAGAGCUCCAGUAUCCCUCCCUGAAGUUUGAAGAUGUGGGAGGUAAUGAAGAGACGUUAACGGAGGUGUGUAAGCUGCUGAUCCACCUUCGUCACCCAGAGGUAUAUCAGCAGCUGGGGAUGGUUCCUCCGAGGGGCUUUCUCCUCCACGGACCCCCUGGCUGUGGAAAGACCCUGCUUGCCCAGGCUGUGGCCGGGGUGAGUACUGCCCAUGGAGAUAAUAGAGUCCUGUUGAAUCUCAAAUGCUGUGUUGCAAGUUCUGUUAAAUUACCUGCCACUGGGAAUACGGAUAUAGAAAUUGCCCAUCUUCUGCUUCAGGAGCUGCAGCUGCCCAUGUUGAAGGUGUCCGCUCCAGAGCUGGUGUCUGGAGUGUCCGGGGAGUCUGAACAGAAGCUCAGAGAGCUGUUUGACCUGGCUUUGAGCUCCGCCCCAUGUAUCCUGUUCAUAGACGAGAUAGACGCCAUCACCCCUAAGAGAGAGGUGGCCUCUAAAGACAUGGAGAGGAGGAUUGUAGCCCAGCUGCUCACCUGCAUGGACGACUUGAACAGUCUGACAGUGACAGCACAGGUCCUGGUCAUCGGUGCCACCAACAGGCCAGACUCCCUGGACCCCGCCCUCCGCAGAGCGGGACGCUUCGACAGAGAGAUCUGCCUGGGUAUUCCUGAUGAAGCAGCUCGUCUCAGGAUCUUGAAGACAUUGUGUCGGAAGCUGAAGCUGCCGGAGGACUUCGAAUACCAGCAGUUGGCCCGCCUCACCCCAGGCUAUGUGGGCGCAGACCUCAUGGCUCUGUGCCGUGAAGCUGCCAUGAGCGCCGUAAACAGGGUUCUGCUGGAGAUAAGAGGACGGCCGCAGAGCCACAGCCAGACCUCCACUGAAGAACCGUUAACAGGCGGAGUCCUGACUGAGCCUGCUGCAACAGACGAUGAGGUCAGAGAGCAACAGACUGCAGACAUCAUCAACCCAGUACCUCAGGAAGAGUCGGGACAGAACCACCCGCAGCAGGGGGAGCUGUGGCACCUGUUGCAUCUGCUGAAGAACACUGAGAGUCUGUCAGAGGAAGAGUUGGCCGGCCUAUCCAUCCUCAUGUCAGACUUCCAGGCCUCUCUGGCCAGUGUCCAGCCCUCGGCCAAGAGGGAGGGCUUCGCCACCGUGCCUGAUGUCACGUGGGAGGACGUGGGAGCGCUGCAGGACAUCAGGGAGGAGCUCACCAUGGCCAUACUGGCUCCAGUGCGUUCUCCAGAGCAGUUCAGAGCUCUGGGGCUCAGUGCUCCGUCUGGUGUGCUGCUGGCUGGACCUCCAGGAUGUGGAAAAACACUGCUGGCUAAGGCAGUGGCCAAUGAGUCUGGCCUCAACUUCAUCUCUGUCAAGGGUCCAGAGCUGCUCAACAUGUAUGUGGGAGAGAGCGAGCGGGCGGUCAGACAGGUCUUCCAGAGAGGACGCAGCUCCGCUCCUUGUGUCAUCUUCUUUGACGAGCUCGACGCUCUGUGUCCUCGCCGAUCAGGUCACGAGUCAGGAGCCAGCGUCCGCGUGGUCAACCAGCUGCUCACAGAGAUGGACGGCUUGGAGACUCGACGGCAGGUCUUCAUCAUGGCCGCAACCAACAGACCAGAUAUCAUCGACCCCGCCAUACUCAGGCCAGGUCGUCUAGAUAAAACCUUGUAUGUGGGUCUGCCACCUCCAGCGGACCGCCACGCCAUCCUGCUCACCAUCACAAAGGGGGGCAGCAAACCUCAGCUGGAGCAGGAUGUCUGUCUUGAAGAGAUCGCCUUCGACGAGCGCUGCGAUUGCUUCACGGGUGCUGACCUGACUGCAUUAGUGAGGGAAGCAUCUGUUAAUGCCCUGAGGGCCUACCUGAAGUCCCAGCAUUCCUCAGCAACUUCUUCUGGUCACACGUACUCCUCCGGUCCCGUUGCCGACAUCAGAGUGAGCAAACAGAACUUUGAAGAUGCCUUCAAGAAAGUCCGUCCAUCUGUGUCCAAAAAGGACCAGAGGACAUACGAGCAGCUGCGAGAGUCCCUCAGCAGGUAGACCAGACCCGCCAACAUCACCAGCCAGCAGCUCGCCAUUCACACCAACCUCAGUUAUCAGUGAAUAAUUGCAUAUGCUGUAUGUAUACACGUUGUAUUAUGAUACGGAUUCCUGCUUUUAUAAUAAAAGUAGAAACCAAAGAUAAAUGCAUCCGGUGUGUACUCUGAUAAAAGACGUUAUCAAAUGUA